GGAAUCUGUUCCGCGGGUUAUCCAAUAAGAAUCUACUUUUUUCGCGGAAUAUUUUAACAUGUUAGGAAAUACCUUCGCGAUAUUUGUUUCUAUUCUGGUAAAAUCUGUUUGACAAAGAUGGAGUCAUUUAAUCAAGUUAAUGGAUAUCAUCCUGAUAGUCAUUCCAUUCAAUAUCAGAUAAGAGAACAAAGUAAUGCAAAGGAGGAUGUUGGUGGAAAUCAAGGAAAUUGUAGCACAGAAAAUGAAAAUAAUGUUAUUGGAACAAUGCAGGAAAUUCAGAUUUGUAGCAUAAAUAAAAAAAGUAAUGUUGAUCAAAAUUGCAUUUCUAGAAAUGUGCAAGUGGCACAUAGGUUUAAUUGGAACAGCUGCAUUUCUAGAAAUAUAGAAAUGACAGAUUGGUUUAGUCAGAAGUCUGAGUCUUCCAAUUUAUUACUAUACACUUGGCCAAAACCACAUCCUCCAUCUGCCAUUAAUAAACCUUCUAACUGUUCUUCAGAUUGUACCAAACUGAGGCAAAAGCUUUUAGAUAUAAGAAAUAAAGAAUAUGCUUUAUCAGAUAAGUACUUGAAUCUUGAAAUAUUGUAUGGAAAAAAGUGUGAGGAACUCGUACAACAAAAACAAGAAGAAUUUAAACAGAGAGGACUUGCUGAGGCUAAAAUUCAAGCUCUGAUGUCAGCAAAGGAAUUUCUAGAAGUUGAGAGACGUAAAUUGAGUUCUCGUCUGCAAGUUGCUGAUAGAUUAGUAACAAACAUAAGACGUGAAAACAAUAUUCUUCGAGAAAGACUGAAAACUAUUGCACCACAAAAGUCUAGAAAUGAAGAAAAUCAGUUUACUCAAGUACAACAAUUUCAGAGUAAUCAAACUGAUCUUAAAGCACACAGCAAGCAAAUGAACUAAAAGAGUUUUGUUCUUAUUUAUUAAAGCAACGUGAUCAUUUAGUACAAGAUUUUGAAUUUCAACAUGAGAAAAAAGUUAAUCAUUUGAAGAAAGAAAUGGACGAGCUGCAGAGAUUAUUAAAU
Messenger RNA from Stegodyphus dumicola, 1019 nucleotides. RefSeq lists its product as uncharacterized. The record is from RefSeq and is a predicted model, not a curated record. Lineage: Eukaryota; Metazoa; Arthropoda; Arachnida; Araneae; Eresidae.